UGUUCAAAUUGUGCAGCGGAUCGUAGGCUAGGCUGGAAUGGGACCGAUGAAAACAAACCUAGAAAAUUGGAAUUACGGUUAUAUGCGUUUUUAGUAGUCUGAUCGUCGAAUAAACCUCAUAAUGGAUUAUGCAAAUUUGAAAGUUGGGAUGAACGUUGAUAUUCAACGAAGUGAUGGGCGUGUUCACUCGGCUUGUAUAAGUGGCUUGAAUACCAGUACGCAGAGUGUCACUGUUGAGUGGUUUGAAAAAGGAGAAACCAAAGGAAAAGAGAUUGAAGUCGACCAAAUUUUUGCCUUGAACCCUGAACUCAGUGUGCCUGAACCAAUUGCGCCUGCCCCAGCUCCACAGACAAAGCGCCCAAUUUCGUCUGCCAAAAGUGGUCGCAUCAGCAAUGCACGCCAGUCUGCAAUACCAAAUAACACCCCGGCGCCACGACAUGAGGAAAAUCGAAAUGAUAUUGAAAAUGUACCUUCAGCUCGACUGAAUGUGGUUCGUUCAACCAAUCAGAAUGGCAAUGCAAAUCCGUCUCCUGCUGGUCCUGUUCAAAACCUCCAAAAACAAUCAAUACCUGCAGCACGAAGACGAUCAAACGUCGUGAAGGAAGUUGAUAGAAUAAAGAAGCAAAGAGAGGAGAGAAGAGCGAAACAGGUGGAGCAGAAGCAACAACGCUUCAAAGAUGCCGAGCUUGCCAAUCAUCCAAACUGGGAGUUUAUACGUAUGAUUCGCGAUUGUCAGGCAGAGCUAGACUUUCAACCACUCAGUAAUAAUGAUCGGGUGGAAGACCAUCAGAUUACAGUCUGUGUGCGGAAACGACCGAUGAACAAGAAAGAGAUGAAUAAGAAAGAUAUAGAUGUAAUAACUAUACCACACAAAGAUGAAGUAUUAGUACAUGAACCAAAACUCAAAGUUGAUUUGACCAAAUAUUUAGAAAACCAACAUUUCCGAUUUGACUUUGCACUCGACGAGAAUUCUACAAAUGAGAUGGUUUAUAGAUUUACAGCCAAGCGAUUGGUUGAAUGUAUAUUCAACAAGGGCAUGGCAACAUGCUUUGCUUAUGGCCAAACAGGAAGUGGAAAGACUCAUACAAUGGGAGGUGAUUUUGACGGCAAGAAGCAAGAUGUUACAAAGGGAAUUUAUGCCCUCUCUGCCCAUGAUGUUUUCAAGCUGUUACAGAAACCCGAAAACAGGAAAAAAGAUCUUGUGGUCGGAUGUAGUUUCUUUGAAAUUUACAGUGGAAAGGUGUUCGAUCUUCUAAAUAAAAAAUCUAAACUUCGAGUUCUUGAAGACGGUAAACAGAUUGUGCAAGUGGUAGGCCUUAAGGAAGAACCAGUCAAUAAUGUGGACAGUGUACUCAAGUUGAUUGGUCAUGGCAACAAUGUUAGAACAUCUGGGACGACGUCAGCCAAUCAGCAUUCUUCUAGGUCGCAUGCCGUCUUCCAGAUUAUCCUGCGGCAACGUAAGAAUAAUCGAUUACACGGAAAGUUCUCUCUUAUUGAUCUUGCAGGAAACGAAAGAGGCAAAGAUACGCAAAGCUCCAAUCGUCAGACACGUAUGGAAGGCGCAGAAAUUAACAAGAGUCUGCUAGCGCUGAAGGAGUGUAUACGAUCGUUGAGUAAUAAAGGCGUCCAUGUACCGUUUCGUGCCAGUAAGCUCACGCAGGUCCUGCGAGACUCUUUCAUCGCAGACAAUGCCAAAACCUGUAUGAUUGCAACUAUAUCACCUGGUAUGAGUUCUUGUGAACAUACCCUCAACACACUACGAUAUGCAGACAGGGUGAAAGAGCUAGGCCCAGGCCGAGCAGACAACGGAGAACCAAACCUUCCACCUUUACCAAGCCCAGAGAAGAGCCUCUCUCCAAGCAAUAGUGAUCUGGCCAUGCUCUGUACUCAUAAUGAGGAAGAGGUGUCAGCAGAGAUGUACACAUUCCAUGAAGCCAUGAACCAGCUGCAUGAGAUUGAGGAGCAGGUCAUUGACACCCACAGAACAUGUGUUGAGGAAAGUAAACAGAUACUGGCAGAAGAAGAGAGAUUACUGGAGAUGACCGAUGAAGUGGAUUACGAUGUGGAAGACUAUUGCACCCACCUGGAUGAACUUUUGUCUCGCAAGAUUGACCUUUUAAGCAUGCUCCGAGAGAAGGUCAAUAAUUUCCAAAGAAAUCUACAAGAGGAAGAAAAUGCAAGUAAAAACAUUAAGCGCCAUCCAGCCCCAUAAACUGCACCAGCCUACUGCCAACCAACUAGAAGAUUUCAACCAAUCAUAUGUGCCGCUUACUGUACCAAGUUUACAACCUGCAUGUUCAUAUAGUUGUGUGUGGGUCUAAUCACAUACGUGGUGUACUUUUAAUUGUGUGCAGCUAAGGACAUUCUUAGCAAACCAUACUAUAGAUUCAGUGUAUUUCAUCUUUGACGUACUUAGCAUACCACAGAUCGUUUGCAACUAAGGAUGUACUUGGCAGCAAACCAAUAGAUUCAGUGUAUUGCAUCUAUGAUGUACUUAGCAUACCACACCUUUUGGCAUACUUGGUGGCUCAUAGAUUGUGUGUUUUUUGCACACUUGGCGUACCAUAGGUUGCGGAAAUGGAUGUUAUGACAUGUUCCACCUUGAGUGUGCUUGCUGAAAUUCCUAAUAAUAACCAAUUAUUAAUAUGUAUAUUUUGAAUGUUCGCCUUGUAAAUGAAUAGGAAGUUUAUUAUGUCCUCUAUGAAAUUAUAUGCAUGGGAGGGCAAAACUGCCAAAUUUACAUCCCUUACAUGGAUCUAUAUAAUUAUUUUGAAUAACCAUUGUGGGGGAUUUGCUAGAUUUGAGCAAUUAUUGUCAAGAAUAUUUGCAUUUGGCUAUUUCUUUUCAAUUACUGGCAUAAGCAUUAUCUGAUGAAGUUAGUAUAUAGUAUCAGUCAAAUUUAUAAGUAGUUUCCCCUCCCCACAAUUUAGUAUGCUAAUUGUUUUCUAUACCUGAGUUACUUUAAGCAAUGAUUAAAAGGAUGCAAGAUUGCGUCUCAUCUUUAAGUUUAUCCAAAGAAAUGCGACAAAAUUUUGAAAUAGUCUGAAUGAUAAUUAAUAAUAAUUAAAGUGCUUUGUUAAUUAGAUUGGCUUCAACCAAUAAUAAAUGUUUUUUUUUUCUUUUUUUCUGAUGGUUGAAUGACAGUGUGGAGUGAUAUAUUAUUGCUUCUUGUUGAUAGGGACAGUGUAAAUAGAUUUGUUGAGAAAUGUCCAAUUUCAAAGAAAUUAAGAGUGAGCAUAGUAAAAGGAUGUUGAUUAACGUUCCUAAAUGAAUGUUUACAUUUAAUAAUAAAAAAAAUGAUUGCAGAAAUUUACUUGUAUUGCCUUACAGUUCCUGUACCUGUGCAGAAAUGUAAAGCGAGGCGCACACACAAUUGGCCAACCUGAUUCCAUGGACGCAAUGCGAAGAGGUUCACCCAACGGAUUGUGUUAAUGACAAUCCGGUCAGUCUGCCAUCGACAGCAUUGUCAGCAGACAGCGUUGUGUCGUCAAGUAAUCAACGAAAGCAGAGAUAGAUUAGUUGGCGACUGUCCUACGACCGAUGUAUGAUGCAAUGUGUGCCUGGCUUUAAUAAAUUUUAAUCUCCCAGUUGAUAGCAAUUUCUCUCUAUUACUUUCCUAUACAUAUAUUUUACUUUCCUCUUAAUAUUCAACUGUUCCUGUACUUGCGGUCAGUCUGUACCAAUAGAAAUGGUCAGGCUGUGCCUAUAGAGUCUAUACCAUACUAGCAGUCAGUGUGUACCUACAAUACUUGAAAGUCUGUCCUAUAGAAGUGGUCAGGCUGCAUCCAUACCAAUGGCCACUAUGUAUACAUAUUAGUGAUCAGUAUGUACCUGCAGUAGUUGUCAGCCUUUGUCCGUAGGCAGUAGUCAGUGUUAUACUUUAGUUUUCACUCAUCCAGCUUUAAGCAAAUCUAGUUUGAACUCGAAAGAAAAUUGUGUAUUAACAUUGUCAAUAGGGUAGAGUUUACCAAAGAUUCUUGCAAUUUCUGUUUUAAAACCUCCAUUUUUUACACACACUUUUCUAUAUGAAUGCAUUAUAUUAAAAUUAUCCUAUGUCUUGGUUGUCAUGGACAUGUUUUCAUAAUUCUGUGGUUGAGUUUUGUUGCUAGGCAGUAGAUGGCAUCAAGAGAAGAUUCCUUAUGUAUCUUGUCUUGAUUUGUUACAGCCAGAAAUGUCGCUAAUAUCUACAUUUUAUAAAUUGUGUUUAUUUCCUUUACAACAUCAGGGGUGAGAAUAUUUGUAUGCUUAGAAAUGCCCAUAUUUUUUACAAAUUUAGGUACUGAUGAAUAUUCAUAUAAAAGUAUUAAAUAUGUGCGGUUUCUGAUUGACUGACACAUAUUUUAUAAUUGGCGCUUAAAACAAUUGUAUUUUUUUCAUUUACUAUUUUGUGUUAUUAUAUAUUCAUGGAAUUUAUAAAUCAGGAAUAUAUUUAAUCUCUUUAUUUAAGUUUUCUUUCGCAUCCAUAUAUAUAAAUAUUUAUUAUCAUUUAUAAAUAUGCAUUGAUUUGUGGUCAUGGCUUCUGCAUGAAAUGUGAGUGGCCUAGUAUGACCUACUUUAAGCCAAUUGUUAUUCAACUUCAAAAGGCAUUAUUCUUUAAUGAUUUUUCUUUUGAUGCAAUUUAUUCUAUACAAAUAUACAAACAUGAAUACCUUUUUUCUGUUUGAUCCAGGCAGUGUCUGUGGACUAUGGUGUAGUACCACACAUAUACUGCAAACCCAGCUUUGGGUAAACAAUAAUUUUGUACCAAUUAUUUUAUAGAUGAAAUCUAUUAUUAUCAUUUCUUUCUCUUGUACAUCCUUAGCGCUUGUUGUGAAGAUGUAAACUGGUGAUUAUUUUUUGUAUAUAAGUAUUGACAGGCUAGCAUGGAGUUUUUCAUAAGGCAUCUAUGCAUUGCCUGCUUUACAGAAAUGCAGCAUCCAUGCUCUUUUAUGCUUAUUUAUUCAGGCUAGGGAAAAUAAGAAAGCAUUCCAAAGAUACAUCUGACCUCUGACCCAACGGCUAAUCCCAUAUCACAAGCAAUCACAAGGUUCUGCUUGUUACAUUCAAACUAGAAUUUUAGGAUGACCAACAUAAAGAAUUGAUAAUUCCAUUAAUGGUAAUAAUAGUUGGGGAUUUGUAUAUUGCAUAAUAUGCAUGGUCUCUAUUAUUACUGAAGAUAUUGGAAUAGACAUUGCUAUAUUUUAAGAAAAAUGUAAGAAAUCUGUUACUUUGUAGUUAACAUUCCCUUUAGUAAUGAAUGAAAAAAUGUGAAUAAUUUUGUUGCUCUUGUUUGCAGUUCCUCACCUUCUGUCAUGCUCUGUCCUAAUUAACAAAUUUUCUUUGACAAAAAAAAAACUGUUGUAUGCCCAUAAUUAGUCAUGAUGUGCCUAUAUAUGGUCAUGAUGUGAUGUCAUCAUUACCAUAUUUAGGCAUAUCACAUGCUUUUGUCAAAUAAAAUGGGAUUGUCUGGACAUUGCUUCAUUAUUUUGCACAACUCUCGGCUGUGUUUCCAAUAAAUGUUUAACAAUAUAUUGGAUUUUGAUGAAAUACCAACUAUGUGCACCAAAGCCAAAGCUUUUAUGGUAUUUCAUUAGUUUAUAAUAUAAUGAACAGUUUCUUUUUUUGCUAGGACCCAGAUGUUUAUUUGCUUACUGCUUGUCCUAUGACUAACGUCUUGUAUAAACAUUUACUGGUCACAUGGUGGUGUUGUCAUGGUGAUAUGAAUUGAUUGCUUCUACAAUACAGAAGUGUUACUAUUGGAAUUUAUUGUCACAUGACUUGUACAGUAUAUUGUAUUCAUUGACUGACAUCAUAUGAUGAAAGAAAAUAAAUCUCCUUCAUGUUGCUGCUCUUCAAA
This is a messenger RNA of Anneissia japonica, 5836 nucleotides long. RefSeq names its product kinesin-like protein KIF2A. The transcript has 19 exons. Gene Ontology annotation, molecular function: ATP binding; microtubule binding; microtubule motor activity. NCBI's taxonomy places the organism in Eukaryota, Metazoa, Echinodermata, Crinoidea, Comatulida, Comatulidae. The record is from RefSeq and is a predicted model, not a curated record. Bases 122 to 2212 code for a protein of 696 amino acids. Gene Ontology annotation, biological process: microtubule-based movement.